This is a messenger RNA of Melitaea cinxia (Glanville fritillary), 3319 nucleotides long. It is a transcript of the gene cdm, whose product is annotated as importin-13. Gene Ontology annotation, biological process: protein import into nucleus. Gene Ontology annotation, cellular component: nuclear membrane; cytoplasm. Bases 221 to 3109 code for a protein of 962 amino acids. The transcript is spliced from 17 exons. NCBI's taxonomy places the organism in Eukaryota, Metazoa, Arthropoda, Insecta, Lepidoptera, Nymphalidae. Gene Ontology annotation, molecular function: small GTPase binding. The record is from RefSeq and is a predicted model, not a curated record.
UAGCUAUUAAGAGUAUUAAGUAGCUAAUGGCAAUAAUAUCAUGAUAAUUUUCGCUGUUUUUAAUUUUUAUUUAUGAUAAAAUAUAAUGGAAAUUAUAAGCUAGUAUUAUAGAAUUCCAUAACAGAAUCUUAGGUUUUGGUUCCUAGACACCGUCAAUUUAUUAUUACUUAACAUAAUGCAUGAAACUGCACGUUAAUGUAUUGCAGCCAUAUCAUUUAUAAUGAUGGAAUAUACAGCUCAAAAUUUAGAAUACGCUGUAUCUGUAUUUUAUAAUGGAGAACAAGAAGAGCGAGCCAAAGCCCACGCAUGGCUUACAGCAGCUCAACGUGUUCCUGAGGCGUGGAACUUUGUAUGGGAAUUGCUUCAACCUAGCAAGGGCACAGAAGUUCAAUUUUAUGGAGCUACAACAUUACAUACAAAAAUUCUCCGCUGCUGGAAUGAAAUUCCUCCUGAAAGUUAUCCAGAGCUAAAAGAAAAACUUCUACAAGCUGUAAUUGGUUAUUCUAAAGGUCCCAAAAUUGUAACCAACAGAUUAUGUAUAAGUUUAGCGGGAUUUAUUCUGCAACAAGGCUCAGAUGACCUUGCUGAAAUAUUAAGACCACUGUCAACAGCUGAAAAUACCACACUACUUCUGGAAGUGCUCACCGUGAUACCUGAAGAAUAUAAUAGUAUGACUAUGGGGACCUCGCUACGAGCGAAAAAUCGUGCAGCACUAAAUCAAGCCAGCCGUAUGGUUUUAGAUGACAUGCUUAGAUACCUGCAGAGUGUUUACAAUGAUUAUAGUAAUGAACCGCCGAGUGAAGCCACCGUAUUGUCAUGGACGAAUGCAGCUAACUGCGCGACCAGCUGGCUGUCCUUGGGUGGAGAGGACGCGCCCGACUGCGCGACCACGCUGCCCGAGCGUGCACCGCUGUGUCGCGCACUGCACACCGCCGUGCACGUGCUUUGCACGUGGAACGAGGCGGUGAGCGACUGGGCGCUGGAGGCGUGCGAGGCGUGCCUGGCGGCCGUGCGCGCGGCGGGCACGGCGGGCGGCGCGGCGCGGCACGAGGCGGCGGCGCGCGAGCUGCUCGCCGACCUGGCCGCGCUCGCCGCGCCGCUCUUCGCCAAGCACGACGCGCCCAACUCGCUCAACGAGGAGCUGCUGUCGGCCGUGGUGACGGCGUGCGUGGCGCUGAGCGAGCAGCACGCGCGCGCGCUGGUGGCGGCGGCGGAGCAGGCGGCGCCGGGCGCGCGCGCGCUGCUGCAGCUGCUGCUGGCGGCGCAGGCGGCGCCCGGACACUACCCGCUGCACGAGACGCGCUCGCACCUCGUGUUCGGCCUGUGGUACACGCUGCAGGACGAAAUACUACACGGAGUGGACGGUACGGGCAAAAUAAACCCAUUGUGGCGAGACGUCUUUACACAACUCCUAAUGGCGCUGAUAAAGAAAUCCGAAAUGCCUCCCGAGUCCGCCCUUUCGCGAGACGAUCAGGAGCUCCUUCGACGUUACAGACAAGAUAUCGCCGACGUCGUUAUGUACUGCUUCAGCGUGCUGGGCGGGGCGUGCUGGGCGCUGGUGGAGCGCGCGUGCGCGGAGGCCGAGAGCGCGGCGCGGCGCGAGGCGGCGCUGCACGUGUUCCUGGCGCUGGCGGACGCGGCGCCGUACGAGCGCGCGCCGCCGCCGCUGCUCGCGCUGCUGCAGCACGCGCUGCGCGCCGCCGCGCAGCCCGGCGCCGAGGCCGAGCCCGCGCUGCUGCACACGGCGCUCGACUGUCUCGGCGCGUACGCCACGUGGCUGAGCUCGCUGGAGGGCGCGGAGGGCGCGGCGCUCAGUGGCGAGUGCAUGCGCGCCGCCGGCGCCGCGCUGCAGCGCUGCCCCGCGCCCGCCGCGCUGGCGCUGCGCAAGCUGUGCGUCGACUGCACCGCGCCCGCGGCCGCGCUCGUCGCGGACAUCGUGCAGGUUGCCCAGAGCGUGGGCGGGUCGGCGGACGCGUGGACGCGGCGGCAGCUGCUGAGCGCGGCGGGCGCGGCGCUGGCGGCCAGCGCGCCGGCGGACGCGGCGCCGCUGCUGCGCGGCCUGGCGCGCCGCCUCGCGCUCGACCUCGCCGCGCAGGCGCGAAGCGGCGGCAAGUGCGGAGCGCCGGAGUGCGUGUCGCUGAUGAGCGCGCUGAGCCCGCAGCCGGCGCUCGCGCUGCAGCUGUUCCGGGAGCUGCGGCCCGCGCUGGCCUUGCUGCCGGCCGACCCCGCCCUCGCGCAGCCCAUGUUUCAAAUUUUGAAACAUACAGUAGGCGCAAUGGUGCCAAACAUCGAACCGAUCGUAGAAGACUUAGCGCAACUUAUAAUUGCUGGCUUCGAAACCCAACCUUGCCCCGUGGGAAUGGACGUCGUUAAACAUUUCACAGUGCUGGUGGGCGCGGAGUGGCCCGGCGCGGCGAGGGUGCUGCGCGGCGCCGUGCUGGCGGCGGCGCGCGCCGUGGCGCCCGGCAGCCCCCCCGGCCCCGCGGCGCCCGGUAGCCCCCCCGGCGCCCCCGGCCCCGCAGACCUCGCCGCGCCCGACCUCGCCGAGGCGCUGUUCUCGACGCUCGUCGCGCUCACCAAGAAGCUGCCGCUAGUCGUCGACUGGAUAGACGACUUACUACCCGAUCUCGUCGAUUUGGGUAUGACCUUAAAUAGUCUAGAAGUCUAUCCGUGCGGCGCGGUGCGGGGCGAGCCGCGCGCGGCGGCGGCGGCGUGCGGCUGGCUGGCGGCGCUGGCGGCGCGCCGCGCGCCCGCGCUGCUGCCGCUGGCGCCGCGCCUCACGCACACCGCGCUCGCCUGCAUCGGCGGCGCGGCGCCCCGCAGCCAGAUGGAGCCGCUGGCCGAGCUGCUGCUGGCGCUGAACCGCGCGCAGUGGCCGGCGGCGGCCGCGCUGCACACGUGGCUGCGCGCGUCGCUGGCGCCCGCCGGCUUCCCGUCCGCGCACGCCACCGACGCGCACAAGCACAAGUUCAUCCAGGCCGUGCUCAGAGAAAAAGUGAGCAAGCGACGACUGUUGGAAAGUGUUCAAGAAUUUUCGUUAGCGUGUCGUGGCCUGAUAGGGACGGAGUACGCGCGCCAGUCAAUCGCUUCGAAACAAAUGGUAGCAUAAGUAGGAUUGACAUUUUUAUCUCAAACACCGAAGCGAUUUCAAUUGCUGUAUGCAAAUUACGUUAUUGAGGUUAGGUUGCUCGUACACGUCGGUUGAAGUUCUUACAACCUUCAAUUCUAACUACAACCGUAACUGAGAUUUGAACGAAGCUAAGUGAAAAAAUAGUGUUGCACAAAGCAUCUUUUAACAUACGUUAAAUCCUCUUAAAAA